AUGGAGUACCAGGGGCAGACCGGCCACGCCACCGACAAGGUGGAGGAGUACGGCCAGCCCGUGGCCGACCACGGCGGCGCCACCGGCGGGCCCACGGGGACGCACGGCGCCGCCGCCGCCGCGGGUGCCGGGCAGCUCCAGCCGACCAGGGACGACCACAAGACCGACGGCGUCCUGCGCCGCUCCGGCAGCUCCAGCUCCAGCUCGUCUGAGGACGACGGCGCUGGCGGGAGGAGGAAGAAAGGGAUGAAGGAGAAGAUCAAGGAGAAGCUCCCCGGCAGAGCCCACAAGGACGCCACCGGGCAGCAGCACACGCCGGCGGCCGGCGAGUACGCCGGCACCGGCACCGGCACGCACGGCGCGGAGGCCACCGGCGAGAAGAAGGGUGUCAUGGAGAAGAUCAAGGAGAAGCUUCCCGGCGGACAGCACUAG
Triticum turgidum subsp. durum (durum wheat) is the source of this 432-nucleotide messenger RNA. The record is from the annotation of a GenBank genome assembly. Lineage: Eukaryota; Viridiplantae; Streptophyta; Magnoliopsida; Poales; Poaceae.